AUGGAGAAGUCAAAGCAAUAUACCGAAGACCGUAGGCAACGUGUUGUUGAUUUACACAAGUCCGGUUCCUUUUUAGGAGUCAUAUCGAAGACUCUAAUCAUGCCUCGUGCUUCGGUGAAAAACAUAAUACGCAAGCAUAACACUCUCGGCACAGUGCAGACUCUACAAAGAUCAGGGAGACAGCGAAGAAAACUCAACCAGACAGCAGAACAUAGACUUGUCCGUACAGUUCAGCUUAACCCUUGGAUGACAAAAAAAGAGAUGGGCCAGGAUCUGGAGGCUUCAGGAAGCAAGGUAUCCCUCUCUACCAUCAAGCGGUUCCUCCAUGAUCAUGGACUGAGAGGCUGCAGAGCGAGGAAGAAGCCUUUACUCCAGGACCGACACCGUAAAGCCAUACUGAAGUAUGCUAAUGAACACCUGGGCAGUGGCGGUGGCAGCAUCAUGUUGUGGGGAUGCUUUGCAGCAAGUGGUACUGGCUCACUCCUGAAGAUUGAUGGCACCAUGAAGAGAGAGGACUACCUGAAAAUUCUUCAGCUAAGCCUGAAAAGGUCCGCUAAGAACCUCAAUCUUAGUCAGAAUUGA
Lytechinus variegatus (green sea urchin) is the source of this 582-nucleotide messenger RNA. RefSeq lists its product as uncharacterized. Bases 1 to 582 code for a protein of 193 amino acids. Gene Ontology annotation, biological process: DNA transposition; DNA integration. The record is from RefSeq and is a predicted model, not a curated record. Gene Ontology annotation, molecular function: DNA binding. Lineage: Eukaryota; Metazoa; Echinodermata; Echinoidea; Temnopleuroida; Toxopneustidae. The transcript has a single exon.